Molecule: messenger RNA, 2947 nt
Organism: Scophthalmus maximus (turbot)
Lineage: Eukaryota; Metazoa; Chordata; Actinopteri; Pleuronectiformes; Scophthalmidae
Product: DNA ligase 1
Exons: 8
Coding region: 204-2387 (727 amino acids)
Molecular function (GO): peptidyl-prolyl cis-trans isomerase activity; protein binding
Source: RefSeq, a predicted model, not a curated record
GUGAGGGAUUAGCUCCUCAGAUUAAAGUGGCCAUCUCCAAACCCUGCCUAAUCCUGCCAUCUGUCAGAGAGCAGCUAACCAGCCAGGACACUCUCCACAGGCUAAUUAGAAAGCCAGAGGAGCACAGACACAGAGGGGGAAGAAAUCGCCCCAAGAAUACACACACUUUCUAUCUGUCUGGCACUGCUCGAGGAGGAGUGACAAUGGAGGAGACGUACCUUCUCAACCACCCAGGAGUGAGGAAGAAGAUUCUGGCUGGAGGCACAGGACCGAUGCCACACUGUCCACCUGGGACAAAGCUGAUGUUCCACUUCCAGACGCUGCUGGACAACUUUGAGCGGACGGUCAUCGAUGACAGCCGACUGGCUUGCAGGCCAGCUGAGAUCUUUGUGGGAAAGAUGUUCAAGAUGGAGGUCUGGGAGACCCUGCUGACCUCCAUGAGGACCGGAGAGGUGGCUGAGUUCUGGUGUGAUGCCGUCCACACAGGGUUGUACCCGAUUGUUUCCAAGGGGAUGAGGCUGAUCGCUCAAGGGAAAGACCCCCUAGAGGGCCAGAGACACAUGUGCGGCAUGGGAAACAUGUUCCACUAUCACACCACCGGUUUCCCAGAGCUGGAUGAGCUGAUGAGAACCCCUCAACCACUUAUAUUCAUCAUGGAGCUGUUGCAGGUUGGAGACCCCAUGUCCUACCAGAGAGAGUCGUGGAUGAUGGAGAAGGAUGAGAAGCUGCACACGGUGCCAAUUCUCCACAUGCAGGGCAACGCGCUGGUCAAGCAGACACGAUUCAGAGAAGCUGCCAGCAAGUACAAAGAGGCGGUCCUGCUGCUGAGAACAGUCCAGUCCAGAGAGAUGCCAGGUGAUAUAGACUACAUGAACCUGGGUCGAAUGAUUGUCCCUCUGGAGUUGAACUACUGCCAGUGUAUGUUGGAGCUGGGGGAGUAUUAUGAGGUCAUAGAGCACACCACCGAGCUGCUGGAGAAACACAAAGACUGUGUGAAGGGCUACUACAAGAGAGCCAAGGCCCACGCUGCCGUGUGGAACCAAAAGGAGGCCCGGCGAGACUUCAACAUGGUGGCCCACCUCGACGUCACCCUGGCCUCUCUUGUCGGCAGAGAGCUGAAGGCCCUGUCAGAGCGCAUGAAGGAGAAGUACUGGGAGGAGAAAGAGCAGUACUGGAACAUGCUGGAGAAAAAGGAGGAGGAAGAGGGACACGAGGAGGAGGAGGAAAAGGACAACGGAAAACAACAAGAUAGUGAAAGUGAGACCACGGAGAGUAAAGAUGAGGUCGGGGAAGAAAAGGGCAAAGAAUCCACACCCAAAGAAGGCACGGCAAAGGUUGCCCCGGGUGAUGGAGCAGGUAAAGACGAGAGCAACCCGGACGCUGUCUGUAACACAGAGGGGAAAGACUGGCAGCAGAUGUUACGGCUGGUCAUGUUUCUGCAGAACGAAGGAAACUUCCUCAUCAAAGGGAACCACUUUCAAGAGGCUCGUGGGAAGUUCAAGGAGGCCCUAGAAUACGUGGACUUCCUUCAAAAUAAGGUGGAUCAACAGGGCGAGGACUGGGAGUCACUGGAGAAGGUGCGUCUUCCGCUGACUCUCAACCUCAGCCAGUGCCUGCUGGAGAUGAACGAGUACCAGCAAGUGGUGGAGCUCAUCAGCAAGCUGCUGAAGAAGCAUAAAGGUAACUUUAAGGCGGUGUACCAACGGGCGCAAGCGCACGCCGCUCUGUGCAAUGAGGACGAAGCUCGGAGGGACUUUGAAAUGGUGGAGAAGGUGGACCCACAGUUUAAACCCUUUGUCCGGCAGGAACUGAAAAAGCUGGGUGAGCGCAUCCGCACCAUGCACACCUGCCAGCAUAAGACUUACAGGGAUAUGACGCAGGAGAAGUGGGGGCCUGGCGGAAGCAAGACCAAGAGGGCGGCGAGAAAGAAGAACGUCAAAUUUGCACAGAGAGCCUCAGAGGGAAAAGCUGAAGUGGAUAAGAACACGGCAGAGAGUGAGAUGGGAGAGAAGGAAGGCUCAGGGAAACCUGAGGGAGUGGAUGAUGCAGAAACAAAGAAAAGCGCUGAUGUGGAAGCCGAGCAGAGCAACGAAGAGCUAGAUAGUGAUAGAGCGAGUGAAGAGGGGUUAGUUAAUGAAAAUAUAGAGAGCGCUGUGGAUCACGAGGAUGGGCAGGGUGCAGCAGAUAAUCGAGCCACAGAUAAAGAUAGUGAUCCUGCGCCCACCUGCACAGGCAAAGAUAAUGUAGUGAGCAGGAGAUCAGCGUGUGAUAAGGGCAGGGGGAAGGUCAAAUGCCAAUCGAGUGCUGCGGCGGGCCCAAGCACAACAAGCCAAGGGGACAAAGCCCCCAGUGAUAAGACAGCAAAUGGUGGCACUCAAUCAGAAUGAACCAAUGGGUUGGAAUUGUCUUGUGCAGAGCCAGAGGCUGCAGGGGAAGCGUGAGGCCGCAGAGAUGAAUAUAACUAAAACUCAGAUAGAGAAAAGCAAUAUGGAUGCAGGUGAAUCAUGAGCGAAGAGAAGUGAUAAAUAAGCCAAGCGUCGACUCUCAACGAGAAAUACUGAUUCUGCCACCUAAAAAAAUAUAUACACAAGAGGAAAAAUUAAUAUCAAAAGCCCGUAUUUGGCACUGUUCUGAGUUUCAUUUCAUUAUCCAGUUCCAGUUCCAGUUCCAGUUCCAGAAGGAUAACUGCAAGCACAUUAAAAAAAGUACAGCCAGACAAGGAGUUUGCCAAAUACAAAGUUUUUAUUUCUGUACACAAAGAGUAGAAAGCAGCCUGUAACCCACAUGUUAAUACAGUAAAAAGCCUUUUCUUCAGAAAACUUUUUACACAGAUUAAAAACUCCAGAGAAAAGACAGCAAGAAGAAGUGUUUGAGUGCCGGACAAGAACAAAAAAAAAAAAAAACAACCACAAAAAAAACAUGUAACAAUUAACAUUUGAAUGGUAAA